Molecule: messenger RNA, 1471 nt
Organism: Eruca vesicaria subsp. sativa (arugula)
Lineage: Eukaryota; Viridiplantae; Streptophyta; Magnoliopsida; Brassicales; Brassicaceae
Source: the annotation of a GenBank genome assembly
CACCUUUGACUCAUCUCACCUGCCAUGCGGCAUACCAAACGAGAAUCACGCCUUCCUUUUCCAUUUGUUUAUACUUUUCCUCGUCUCUCAAGUUACUCUCAUCAACUCACUCUAUUAUAUAAACACACACACUCACCCAAUAGUGUGAAAGACCAAAUAAACCAUAAAGAAAAUACACAGAUGGCUCAGAACGAUACGGUGAAGCUCAUAGGUUCUUGGUCGAGCCCUUAUGCCCUUAGGGCACGAGUGGCUCUACACUUGAAAUCAGUCAAGUACGAGUACUUGGACGAACCUGAUGUUCUGAACGCAAAGAGUGAACUGCUUCUCAAGUCCAACCCCAUCUACAAGAAAGUCCCUGUUCUCAUCCAUGGCGAUGUUUCCAUCUGUGAGUCACUCAACAUCGUUCAGUACGUUGAUGAAGCUUGGUCCUCUGGUCCUUCUAUCCUUCCUUCUCACCCUUACGAACGUGCCAACGCUCGCUUCUGGGCUCUCUUCGUCGACGACAAGAUCUUUGGAGCGUUGGAUGCGGUGGGAGGAGCAAAGGACGACGAAGGGAGGAUGGCGGCGGCGGGAAAGCUGAUGGAGUGUUUGGCGACACUUGAAGAGGCGUUUCAGAAGAGCAGCAAAGGAUUAGGAUUCUUCGGAGGAGAGAACAUUGGCUUCCUCGACAUUGCUUGUGGGACCAUCUUGGGUCCAGUCUCUGUGAUAGAGGCGUUCUCAGGCGUCAAGUUUCUCCGGGAAGAGACAACACCUGGGUUGAUCAAAUGGGCCGAGAAGUUUAGGGCCCAUGAAGCUGUGAAGCCUUACAUGCCUACCGUGGAAGAGUUCAUUGCAUUCGCAAAGAAGAAGUUUGGUGUUGAGUGAUCUGGUUAUGUAAGCAAAUGUAUGGGAAAUAUUAAAUGGAUGAAAUAAUGAAUGAGUGGUGUUUGUAAUCUUUGAGGUUUCUCUUUAAAGUUCCAUGUAUUUUCCCAUAACUUUGUCUCUGUUCUUUUAUCUAAUGUGAUAAAGUUUCAUUUGAUAUAACUUAUCGUAGCAGUGUAAAUCUGAUAGUCGUGGUGGUGUCUGCUACGAACCAAGCAUGAUCGCAAGUACUAAUCUCAGUGAACAUAUAAAAGAAGGAUGCUCUAGAUACAUCUUGAAUCAUUUAUGUCUUUUCUUUUUCGGUGACAGUCAAACAACGUGUUCAGAAAAAAAGGCCUUUGUAAUAAUAAUCUGACCAUCGGCAUGUGGUGGCUUGUCCCGCGUCGGUUCCUAUCCCGAAUUCUCCUUUCCUUUCAAGUUUUUUUUUUUGUUGUUGUAGUUUGGUGUGAGACUUUGAUUUUGUUUUAUGAAGAAAUAUGUUUUUUUCCAAAUCAACAUAUACUUUCAGUUCUAGUGUAGAUUUAUAAGAUAAACCGGAUCUUUUUCUUGACGGUGUGAAUUACCUACAAAAGCAUUUGUCUAAGAAUUUUGGUCUAGAUUUGUAUAAUUC